CUAUAAAUUCAUGCCAUUUCCUCUCUGCCUGUCUCCAAAGCUGGCAUCUAGGUCAAAGUAGAAGCAAGAAACCAUAACCUUUAGUGAGAAGGAACUGGAAGACAAUCCCUUCUGCUUUCUGUUCAUAAAUGAGGAAGCCACAGUUGAGACAUAGUGACUAGUUGUCCACCAAAGCCCCAUCACCCAAAGUUCUCUUAGUGAUAUGUGAAGGAACUGUGUGUGCACUGUGAUAUAAUUGUAUUUACAGGUUUAUUACUUAUUUCUACAGGGAAACUUUUCAUUCAUGGCUCAGGACCUACUCAUGGAUCAUGCCAACGGAGUACUUUCUGGUAUACUUUUGAAAAUUAAAGAUGACUCUCAGUAAAACAUACUGUUUUACUGCCUGGCCUGCUAGUGUGGACCUGAGCCUAAGGACUCUAAAAAGGGCAGCCAAUGAGGAUGACGAGCACCCGCUGCAAGCUGGCUCACUAUCUGGAAGACCUGGAGGAUGCAGACCUUAAGAAAUUCAAAAUGCAUUUAGAAGAUUACCCUGUAGAGAAGGGCUGCAUUGCACUCCCUAGGGGCCAGACAGAGAAGGCAGACCAUGUGGAUCUGGCCACACUCAUGAUCGACUUCAAUGGGGAAGAGAAAGCCUGGGCCAUGGCCGUGAGGAUUUUUGCUGAAAUCAACAGGAGAGACCUCCACGAGAAAGCUAAGCAAGAUCAACUAGAGUGGGAUAAUACACAUGCUUCCAGUCUCAAUGUGGUGUGCCAGGAAGACAGCAUUGAAGAGGAGUGGAUGGGUUUAUUGGGGUUCCUUUCCAGAAUCUCAGCUUGCAAGAAAAAGAAAGAUUACUGUAAGAAGUACAGAAAACACGUGAGAAGCAGAUUCCACUGUAUUGAAGAUAGGAAUGCACGUCUAGGUGAGAGCGUGAAUCUCAAUAAACGGUACACACGGCUGCAGCUGGUCAAGGAGCAUCCGAGCCAGCAGGAGAGGGAGCAUGAGCUGCUGGCCAUAGGCAGGAACAAGACAUGGGACAGCGCCAUGAGUCCCAUUAAGCUGGAGUCACUGUUUGAUCCUGAUGACGAACACUCUGAGCCUGUUCAUACUGUGGUGUUUCAGGGAGCAGCUGGCAUUGGGAAGACAAUAUUGGCCAGGAAGAUUAUGCUGGACUGGGCAUCAGGGAACCUCUUCCAAGAUAAGUUUGAUUAUUUAUUCUAUAUCCACUGUCGUGAGGUGAGCCUUGUGAUGUCAAGGAGCCUGGGGGACCUGAUGGUCAGCUGUUGCCCUGACCCAAACCCACCCAUGCACAAGAUUGUGCAGAAGCCCUCCAGGAUCCUCUUCCUCAUGGAUGGUUUUGAUGAGCUGCAAGGUGCUUUUGAUGAGCACAUAGGAGCACUCUGCACAGACUGGCAGAAGGCUGAGAGGGGAGACAUUCUCCUGAGCAGCCUCAUCAGAAAGAAGCUGCUGCCUGAGGCCUCUCUGCUCAUCACUACCAGACCAGUGGCCCUGGAGAAGCUGCAGCACCUGCUGGACCACCCUCGUCACAUAGAGAUCCUGGGUUUCUCUGAAGCCAAAAGGAAGGAGUACUUUUUCAAGUAUUUCUCAGAUGAGGUACAGGCCGGUGAAGCCUUUAGGCUGAUCCAGGAGAAUGAAGUCCUCUUCACCAUGUGCUUCAUCCCCUUGGUUUGCUGGAUUGUGUGUACAGGGAUGAAGCAGCAGAUGCAGAGUGGCAAGGGCCUUGCUCAGACCUCUAAGACCACCACCGCCGUCUAUGUCUUUUUCCUGUCCAGUCUCUUGCAGUCCCGAGGAAUGGGCCAAGAAUCCCACCUCCAUGCCAAUCUCCGGGGGCUCUGCUCCUUGGCUGCUGAUGGAAUCUGGAACCAGAAAAUCUUAUUUGAGGAAUGUGACCUCAGGAAUCAUGGUCUGCAGAAGGUAGAUGUGUCCGCUUUCUUGAGGAUGAACGUGUUCCAGAAGGAGGUAGACUGUGAGCAAUUCUACAGCUUCAUCCACAUGACUUUCCAGGAGUUCUUUGCUGCUAUGUACUAUUUGCUGGAAGAGGAGGAAGACGAGGUGAUGACAAGUAGCAGGUCCAGGAGUGGCUCAGAGCUUCCGGAUCGAGAUGUGGCGGUGCUCCUGGAGAACUAUGGUAAAUUCGAAAAGGGAUAUCUGAUCUUUGUGGUCCGCUUCCUCUUUGGCCUUGUAAAUCAGGAGAGGGCCUCUUACUUGGAGAAGAAAUUAAGUUGUAAGAUUUCUCAGCAAAUCAGACUGGAGCUGCUGAAAUGGAUCGAAGAAAAAGCCAAGGCAAAGAAGCUGCAGAUACAGCCCAGCCAGCUGGAGCUGUUUUACUGCCUCUAUGAGAUGCAGGAGGAGGACUUUGUGAGAAGGGCUAUGGACCACUUCCCCAAAAUUGAGGUCAAUCUCUCCACCAGAAUGGACCACAUGGUUUCUUCAUUUUGCAUUGAGAACUGUCGCAGAGUCGAAACACUUUCCCUGGGCUUUCUCCGUAACUCCCCCAAGGAAGAAGAAGAGGAGGAGGAAGACAGGUCACACCUGGGCACAGACCACUGUGUUCUCUCAGGUCCUCAUGCUGCCUGCUCUCACAUAUUAGUGAACUGCUUUCUAACAUCCAGCUUUUGUCGGGGCCUCUUCUCUGUUCUAAGCACCAACACGAAUCUCACUGAGCUAGACCUCAGUGACAAUGUGCUGGGGGACCCAUGGAUGAAGGUGUUGUGUGAAACUCUCCGGAAUCCUGGCUGUAACAUUCGGAGGCUGUGGUUGGGGCGCUGUGGCCUUUCCCAUCAGUGCUGUUUUGACAUCUCCUCAGUCCUGAGCAGCAACCAGAAGCUGAUAGAAUUGGACCUGAGUAACAACUCCCUGGGAGACUUUGGAAUCACACUCCUGUGUGUGGGGCUGAAUCAUCUACUAUGCAAUCUGAAGAAACUCUGGUUGGUCAGCUGCUGCCUCACAUCAGCUUGUUGCCAGGAUCUUGCAUCAGUCCUCAGCACCAAUCAUUCCCUGACCAGACUCUAUGUUGGAGAAAAUGCCUUGGGAGAUUCAGGAGUUGGAAUUUUAUGUGAAAAGGUGAAGCAUCCACAAUGUAACUUGCAGAAACUGGGGUUGGUGAAUUCUGGCCUUACAUCAAUUUGUUGUUCAGCUCUAUCUUCUGCACUCCAAACUAACCACAACCUGACACACCUUUACCUUCGAGGCAAUGCUCUUGGAGACAGAGGGCUCAAGCUACUGUGUGAAGGGCUCUUGCACCCUGAUUGCCAACUUCAGAUGUUGGAACUAGACAACUGCAGCCUCACUUCACACAGCUGCUGGGGUCUUUCUACAAUUCUGACCUCCAAUAAGAGCCUCCGAAAGCUGAGCCUAGGCAACAAUGACCUUGGCGAUCUGGGGAUCAUGAUGCUCUGUGAGGUCCUGAAACAGCAGGGCUGCCUCCUGAAAAACCUUCAGUUGUGUGAAAUGUAUUUCAAUUAUGAGACAAAACGUGCCUUAGAAGCACUUCAGGAAGAAAAACCGGAGUUGACCAUUGUUUUUGAGCCUUCUUGGUAGGGAUGGAUGGAGAUAGGACUGCCAGUUGCUGGUGUGUCUUGAACCCUACACUGAGGUGGGGUGAACCCCCUCUAAUUUUGAGCAAUACCAUAGCUCUGUGGUUCUCUUGGCCCAGGGUCACAACACAAAGGCUUACUGACGGUGCCUUACAUGGGGACUUAAGGACUGCCUUGACCCCUGGAUGAAGAUACCAGGGAUGGAAAAUCACCUUGCAGAUGGAAGGUUCUCAUUCUUGGUGACCUCAUGUAACUAACUUUUUCAACAAAAUACCUUUUCCAAUCUUUUCUCUUUGUACUCUCUUUUUCCUGUCUUUUCUCCUUUCUUUGCUUACAUCACUCAUUUUACUCUUCUUGUUGUCUAUUAACUGACCGUAAUACAGAGCUAGAUGACUGUAUGUUAUAUGGCAAUUGUGUGGCAGCUACUUAUUUAUUUUUUAAUUUUUGUAACAAUUAUAUUUUAUAAUCAAAAUCAUGCUUACUUUAGCUACUUAAGAUUUGA
This is a messenger RNA of Perognathus longimembris pacificus (Pacific pocket mouse), 4038 nucleotides long. It is a transcript of the gene Nlrp3, whose product is annotated as NLR family pyrin domain containing 3. The record is from RefSeq and is a predicted model, not a curated record. The transcript is spliced from 11 exons. Bases 433 to 3540 code for a protein of 1035 amino acids. NCBI's taxonomy places the organism in Eukaryota, Metazoa, Chordata, Mammalia, Rodentia, Heteromyidae. Gene Ontology annotation, biological process: inflammatory response; negative regulation of non-canonical NF-kappaB signal transduction; negative regulation of acute inflammatory response. Gene Ontology annotation, cellular component: NLRP3 inflammasome complex; cytoplasm. Gene Ontology annotation, molecular function: sequence-specific DNA binding; DNA-binding transcription factor binding.